Messenger RNA from Anolis sagrei ordinatus, 1389 nucleotides. The record is from RefSeq and is a predicted model, not a curated record. Lineage: Eukaryota; Metazoa; Chordata; Lepidosauria; Squamata; Anolidae.
AUGGCUACAGUGCAGCGGAGGAAGGAGAAAAAGCUUUGCCUCCUCACACCAGAGAAGAAGAUACCUGCCCAAAGUAGUUCCGGCCGGAACUACUUUGGGGGCGGAGCUUGGAGGGUGAUAGCCUCCCUCCAGCUCAGUCUUUUGCCUGACGGCGAAGAGGACGGACUGCCGGAUGUUGAUUGGGAGCCUAACCAAGACCGUGAGCUAUCACAUCCUCCAGAUGACCAGCGGCUGAGUUCAGAGCCUUCAUCGGUACUGUCCGUACCCACAAUGCAUUGUCAGGCGGCCAACACAGCCCCAGUCGUUGAUGCAUUGAUGACUGACCUGACGGAACUGAGGAUCAUGGGAGACACACCAGGUCUUGGAAGUGGUAUCUUGUGCCAAGCACGGGAGAUUGGCCUCACCAGUACCAACAGCGGACACCAUGUAGACAAACUGCAGCUGGACAGUCCCAGUGUGGGCCUUGUGAUGGAGUACAUGGAAAACGGCAGCCUAUCUGACCUGAUGAGCCAGGUCAACUUUAUUCCUUGGGCCCUUCGGUUUCGCAUCCUCUUUCAUGUGGCUCUGGGGAUGAAUUACCUACACAACCUCAGCCCUCCGUUGUUACAUCUCGACCUCAAAUUGGGCAACAUCUUGCUCGAUGCAGUUUUGGAUGCCAAGGUGGCUGAUUUUGGACUCUCUAAGUUCAAACGUGGGACAAUUCGGAGUGGCAGUCAAGCCUCCGUGGAAGAAGAAGAGUAUGGUGGGACACUGGAGUACUUGCCACCCGAGGCCUUUGCUGACCCCUACAAGCCGACCCCUGGCACAGAUGUCUACAGCUAUGGGAUCGUCACAUGGUCCUUGUUAUCAGGCGAGGAGCCUUAUUCAAAUCUCCCUGAUGCCUUGCGUUCUCUUAUCAAAUUACACAUUCCCCGGAGCGAGAGGCCAAGUACAGAGAAGCUGGAGAAGAUCGUUGAUGUGCUGAAAGUACAAGAUGUGGUCAAACUUAUGAAACGGUGCUGGCACAAUGACAAAGUCCAAAGGCCAUCCUUCAGAGAUUGCAGGGAAGAGAUGGAGGCUGUAUCUUCCUGCUAUCAAGGGCACAUCAUGGCUGCUGUCCACGAAGUUCAGAAUAUUUUGGUGCAGAAAAAAAGUUCCUUAAGUUCAACAUCAAAGAGAGACAGUCUGACCCCUCGUUGUUCAGACAAGGUAGACCUCCCAUCGUCACUCAACACAUAUUCAAAGAAGGUGGAAUAUCAGCCACCACUUGACACAUCAGUUGGAAUAGAGGAUCAUUUCAAAACAUUGCGAGUUGAAGAAUCUUCAUAUAGGCCAAAUGAAGCUACACCUCCAGCGACUGUUUCCAAAACAAGACAAGAAGGGAAACCUCCAGAGAGCGCAUUGCAAUAG